AUGGCUCAAUCGUCACAGUGCUUCCUUCCUCGCUUCGCCACUGCCAUUGAUGGAUCUAAGCGCCCGGUGUCGAUGAAAACGAGACCGACUUCUUCGCAAAAUGCGCAGUUAUUAACCGCAUGGCACGAAGGUCGCCUCACUUCGGUAUUGCAGGCUACUUGGGCUCUGGUCCUGCAUUACUAUCUCCGCACUGAGGAUAUCUCCUUCGGCUACCAACACAUCGACGGUGACACAACCUGCUCUCGAAACCAUGUACAGAGGUCCAGCAUUGCCAACCUGUCGACUGUCCGAGUCGCGAUUGAUGAGAACGAUUCCAUUCAGCAAAUUGUAGAUAAAGUGUGGAAGAACCUCAAAAAUGGAAAUCUCGAGACAGCCGAGGGCUCAUUGCCGUUCAACACCAUCUUGAUGCUGCGCACAUAUCGGAAGUCGGAUUCGUCUUCCUCCAAACCAAUGUUGGCAACUGCUCUUCCCGAACAGUGUCAAGUUCGUCUCCACGUCAAGGUGCUCCGCAGGGACAUCAACAUCUUCCUCGAAUGGCGCAACGGGGAUAUGUCCGGCGAGCAAAUGAAGAGUGUCGCCUACAUCUUCCAACAGGUCCUGACCAAAAUCCUUUCCUCGGAAAACACCGCUAUUAGCAAGCUUAAUUUGUUUUCCGAGAACGAUUGGCAGCGCAUCCAAAAGUGGAAUUCUCACACGCCGAAGUUGUAUGACCGCUGCAUCCAUGACGCCAUUCAUGACCAGGCUGUUACCGGGCCAGAAAGAGAGGCGGUUUGCGCCUGGGAUGGAAAAUUGACCUUCGGGGAGCUUGAUCACUUAGCUUCCAAGUUAGCGUGCCACUUGCGGAUGCAGGGCGUUGGCCCUGAAGCCCGCGUGGCUCUGCUUUUUGAUAAAUCUAAAUGGAACAUCGUUGCAAUGCUUGGUGUCAUGAAGGCCGGUGGCGCCUUCGUUCCAUUGGACCCGACACACCCAACCUCCCGCCUUCAGCGUCUGAUUGAAUCCGUUAAGGCAUCGGUUGCGUUGUGCUCGGGGAACCAUGAAGAGGCUCUCCGGCCUGUUGUCAAGACCUUAAUUCCCUUGUGCACUGAGACCAUGGACCGGUUGGCGGACCCCGCCGAUGGGGUGGACCUUGCAUCUGGUGUCACCAGCCAGAAUGCCGCGUAUGUUCUCUUCACUUCCGGAUCUACGGGGGAACCCAAGGGAACGCUUUUGGAGCACCGCGCGUUUCUCUCCAGUGCCCAGGCCCAUGGCCCAAGCCUUCUUAUCUUUCGGGAUUCCAGAUGUCUUCAAUUUGCAGCUCAUACCUUCGAUGCGAGCUUGGCGGAAUCAUUGACCCCACUGAUCCACGGUGCGUGUGUUUGCAUUCCCAGCGGGGAGGCGAGGUUAAAUGAUAUCGUCGGCACGAUCAACGAAAUGCGUGUCACCCAGGCUUGCUUUACCCCAUCAUUCAUCAGCUUUAUCGACAUUGAGAGUGUGCCUGGAUUGCAAGCUCUUGUCUUGGCCGGAGAGGCAAUGUCGCAAUCCCAGCUGGCUACCUGGUCGAAAAUUAAAUUGGUCAACGGAUAUGGGCCUACCGAGGCCAGCGUCGCAUCUGUGAUGAACACAGGUGUAACACCCGACACCGAUUGCAAGGACAUUGGAAUGCCUGUUGGUGUAAAAGCAUGGCUUGUGGAUCCUGAAAAUCACGACGAGCUGGUACCCGUUGGCUGCCCUGGUGAACUUCUCCUUGAAGGGCCAACGUUGGCUCGAUGCUAUAUCAACAACCCGGAGAAAACAAGGGAGUCAUUCAUCUACGACCCUGCUUGGACGAAGAUGGAUAAAUCAGGGGCCAUGAAUCGGAGAUUUUACAAGACUGGAGAUUUGGUGCGAUACAACUCGGAUACGGGCUCUCUCAACUACGUCGGGCGGAAAGACACGCAGGUCAAAGUUCACGGCCAGCGCAUUGAACUUGGAGAAAUCGAGACCCAGUUGACACAAGACCCAAAAAUUACUCAUUGUUCCGUCCUUUUCCCUAAGGCUGGCUUUUCUAAGGGCAGACUGGCAGCUGUCGUUUCUUUCGCAGGGCUGCUGGCCGAGCAAGACCAGAGUGAUUUGGAGCCUUUGGGACUCAUUCCUAGGCAGCUGAAACUUGAACUUAUUCCAGGAAUUCGUGAAAGGCUUUCAGCACGCCUUCCGACUUACAUGGUACCCGCUGUCUGGUUGUGCGUACAAGAAAUGCCACUUCUGCCAUCCGGGAAACUCGACCGGAAAGGAAUUGCAAGCUGGGUGACAAGUAUGGAAAGCGAUCCCGAUGUUGGAAAAGCCAUUCACAGUCCUUCAUUGGGUGCAGAGGUCUCUCAGCCCGGAAAUUCAACAGAGGAUGCCCUGGCCGCUGUUUAUAGCCGUGUUCUUAAUAUUCCGCAGAAUCUCGUCAGUCUCAACGAGAGCUUUCUCGCUCUUGGUGGUGACUCGAUCGCUGCUAUGACUUGCAUUGGACUUUGCAAGAAGCAUGGAAUUGGGUUGUCUGUGCAGGAAGUACUUCGGAGCAAGUCAAUCCGUGAUCUCGCUACCCGUGCCAAAGCGAUCGAACAUGGCACCACUUACCAAGAAGCCGUCGACGAGCCCUUCAAUUUGUCACCUAUUCAAUUGCUACACUUUGGUGUGCGCAAAGAGGGCCAGGGUCAUUUUAACCAGGGAAUCCUGACACGUUUGAGCAAGCCAAUUGAUGAAAGCAUUCUGCAGAAAGCCAUCGAUACCCUUAUUACCCGACACUCCAUGUUGCGGGCGCGAUUCGACGAUAGUGGUGCAGCUGGCGCUUCAGCUCAACGAACCACCCGUGAUGUCAACGGCUCAUAUCGAUGGCGCACCCAUACCGUUGCGAAUAUGGAUGCGAUUAAGCCAUUCAUAGGAGAGAGCCAAACAAGCAUCAAUUGCUUUUCAGGUCCGCUGCUGGCAGUCGACUAUUUCCGCAUGCAGAAUCAGAGUCAGCCUCACAUUCUGUCUAUGACCGCCCACCAUCUUGUUGUUGAUAUCGUGUCAUGGAAAAUCAUCCUUGGAGACUUGGAAGAUCUUGUUCUAAACCCAGAGAAGUCUGCCGCUGCUCAUGGGUCGCUACCGUUCCAGACUUGGUGUCGUCUCCAAGAAGAACACUCCAAGAGCCUGGCCAUCGAAGGAAGAGUCCCGACUGAUCCGCUGCCGAUCAUUGACUUCGGCUACUGGGGAUUGAAGGAUAAGAAGACAACAUAUGGUGAUGUCGACUGCGCUGCUUUUGAGAUUGAUGAGGCUCAUACCAAGUCAAUUCUCCUUGAUUGCCACAAGGCCCUAAAUACCGAGCCAAUUGACUUAUUCCUUGCAUCAAUGCUACAUUCCUUUGGUCACGCCUUCCAAGAUCGGUCUUUGCCCGUCAUUUACAACGAGGGCCAUGGACGUGAAGUCUGGGAUCCUUCAAUCGACAUCUCGCACACCGUUGGUUGGUUUACCAUCCUUCAUCCAAUCUUUGUCAACGGAUACAAAUCAGAUGAUCCCAUCGACACUCUUAUUCAGGUGAAAGAUCUUCGCCGCAGGGUCAGUGACAAUGGCCGCGCCGACUUCGCGAGUCGGGUUCUCAACAAUGGAAGCCCACAGAGUGGCACUCACCCCCACCCGUUCGAGAUGUCCUUCAACUAUGUUGGUCAGCAUCGUGAUCUUCAGCGAGAAGACGGUCUUUUCAAUCUGGUUGAUCAAAUGGCCGGCGAGACUGGUCAGGGUAGUGAUGAUGCUGACUUUGGACGCGUUACUCCCCGCUUCGGUCUGUUUGAGAUUUCCGCUAUGGUAGUUGCUGGCAAGAUUCGCUUUACAUUCUCCUUCAACAAGUUCAUGCAGCACCAGGACCGUAUCCACUCAUGGGUAUCACAGUGCCAGAAGCAGCUCGUUGCGCUUUCGGAUCAACUAUCGACCAUGCCUUCCCGAUUGACAUUGAGCUCAUUUCCUAUGCUUUCUUUGCAAUAUGACAGUCUCCAGAAUAUGCUCACGAAGAAGCUGCCUGCGCUUGGUAUCACAUCACCUGACAUGAUUGAGGAUAUCUAUCCCUGCUCGCGUAUGCAACAGGGUAUUCUACUUGGCCGCAGUCGUGACAGUUCCUACUAUGCUGUUCAUGACACAUUUGAAGUUCAGGGUACAGGAUCUACCGCACCCAACAUUGAUCGACUCGUAGAGGCCUGGAAGGAGGUUGUUUCUCACCAUGCCAUGUUCCGCACUAUCUUCGUCGAGAAUCUCACCCCACACGAUCCGUUCAGCCAGGUUGUCUUCAAAGAGUUUGACCCCACUCCUGUUUUCUUGCAAUCAGUCGGAGACAGUGAUGUAAUGGCUACCUUCGAUGCCCAGGAUCCCAAAGACUAUAACGAUCUCACUCCGGCGUACCGGUUCAGUAUUUGCCAGACAUCGACGAACAGAAUCUUCUGUCGCAUUGAGUUGAGUCACGCUGCCAUGGAUGGUAACUCCAUCUCUAUCAUCCUUCGUGAUUUGCAGCUUGCAUACGUUGGAAGAUUACAGGAGAGCCCUCGCCCCCUGUUCAAGGACUACAUUCGCUUCCUGCAGGAUGCUCCACAGAAGGCCAGCAUUGAAUACUGGCAAUCUUAUCUUUCAGAUGCUAAGCCUUGCAUGUUUCCGACUCUCAUCGAUGGUAAGAAAGGACAGGAGAAAACCCUUCGGUCGAUGCCAGUGAACUUUAGAUCUUUGGCCCAGCUCCAAAGAGUGUGUGAAAAGAAGGGAAUCACCUUAUCCAAUGUGUUCAAUGCGGCAUGGGGUCUUACUUUACGCCUUUUCUGCGGAUCUGAUGAUGUUUGCUUCAGUUACAUGGCUUCACUGCGCGAUGUGAGUGCCGAUGGCAUUCAAUCGGUCGUCGGUCCAGUUAUCAAUCUCAUGGUUUGCCGGAUGAAGAUGUCGAGUGACGCACUGCUCAGCGAUGUUCUUCAGCAAAUUCAAGACGACUACAUGGAGAGCCUUCCAUUCCGCCACACUUCUCUCAUUGACAUUCAACAUGCACUGAAGCUGUCCGAUGCAAACCUGUUUAACUCAGGUGUUUCAUACCGCCGCCUCCCUGGUGCGAAGGAUGCGGUGGCCAGUGAUAUUGAGUGUGUGGAGGUUGGAUCUAUCCAUGACCCUGCCGAAUUCCCCGUUUUCAUUAACAUUGAAGCUAUGGACACAAAAGCGAGGAUCAACAUCAACUACUGGACCACUAGUCUGUCUGAUGCUCAGGCUCUCAAUGUUGCUAACACUUACGUCCAGUAUUUGGAGAGCAUCACGACACACAUUGAGAGUGAACUUCGCUCUCUCAAUGUAUUGAGCCAGAGCAACAAGGAAGAUAUACUCUCCUGGCACAGGAAUACACCUCAAACAAUCGAGAAGCACGCCUACCAGGUUGUUCAGGAAAUGGCCAGCAAGAAGCCAGAGGCAUUGGCAGUCACAUCUUGGGACGGUAGUCUGACAUACUCCAAGCUGGACCAGUACUCCUCCCGCCUUGCUACCUAUCUGGUAACUUUUGGUGUUGGACCAGGCAGUCUGAUCCCGACCUCGUUUGAUAAAUCAGUGUGGAACAUUGUCGCCGUGCUCGCCAUCAUGAAAGCAGGAGGUGGUUGCAUUCCCAUUGACUCUCCAAAGACCAUGAGUCUAAUCGAGCCAUGGAUCGUUGAGAACGCCGUGCAAGUUGCACUCGCAUCCCCCGACAAGGCACAGGUUCUUGAGAACACGAUUCCAUACGUCAUUCCGGUAACAGAAUCGCUCCUUGAAUACCUCAAUGAUGAGCCUCUUAUUUCUGCGGCAGGUCCAACGGACCCUGCUUACGUUGCUUUCUCUGCUGGUACUCUGAAGACUGCCCGAGCUGUCGUCCUCAACCAUUCGAGCAUCAUGACAAGAGCCGAGGCCUUCGCGUCAUCCCUGAAGCUUAACGAUACGUCAAGAGUGCUUCAAUUUGCCGCCCAUACCAGUGAUCUGUUCAUUCUCGAAGCGAUUGGCGCCUUCAUGCAUGGUGGUUGUCUAUGCAUCCCUACUGAUGCGAACCCAGCCACCCUGGCGACUGCGAUCAAUGCCCUUCAUGCUAACACUACCUGUAUUACGCCGAGCAUUGCCACUUACAUCAGCCCCAGGGAUGUCCCUGGCCUACAGGUGGUGGCUAUUUUUGGGGAACUGGCAAUUGAGGGCGUACUCCAGAAGUGGCAAGUAGAAGACCUACAGCUCCACCAAUUCUUUGGAGCCACAGAAAUCUCAUCCUCUUGUUUCCAUACGACAUCUGCCAAGACAUCAUCUGAAACGAUUGGAUCGGCAGCCUCUUGUUUCUGUUGGGUUGUUGACCCUUCCAACCACAACAACUUGGUUCCUGUUGGUGCUGUUGGCGAAUUAGUUGUUGAAAGUCCAGGUCUUGCCUCCCGAUACCUCGGCGAAGGAGACGCCACUUGUUUCUUCGAAGCCCCUUCUUGGUUGGCUUCCAUGGAAGACCAAUCUGACGCGGGAUCGGCUCCGCCUCGUAAAUUCUUCAAGACUGGAGACCUUGUCCGCUACAAUUCAGAUGGGUCUUUCGCCUAUGUCGGGCGGAAGUACGUAGAUCGUCACUUUGUGCCAUGCGCCGAACGCCUCCAUGUUGAACAGUGCAUCCACGUCUUUCUUGCGUCCAAGCGACGCGCUGUGGUGGACACUUUGUUGUUUGGAGGCGAACAACAGGUUGUUAUCUUCAUUUGCACAAGCGAUGCCUCUUCCGCCAGCUUUGAUGAACGGGUUAUCCAGAAUUCGGCGCCCGAGUUGAAGACAACUAUCUCGGCACUACACACUCACUUGUCCACAAAGAUUCCCGCAAGCAAGGUCCCGAGUUUCUACAUCCCCAUCUCCUCCAUACCCCUUACCCCCUUCGGUAAGACUAACUAUCAGAGCUUGAACGCUGAAAUACUAGACUUGUCUACCACAGCUCUUGCGUCCUUUGAUGUGAAGAAGUGGGCUCGAACUCAAUCUGCAAACAGAAUUUCUCGCCAGAGUUUCUCAAAUACUAAUCUCGACUUUUGGAGAGAGUAUCUCGCCGAAAUUGAGCCAUGCAACUUUCCAGCCAUCUCCCAAGAAACCGGCAAGAAGGGUCGCUCAACCCGGACCCUCAACAAGCAAACCAAUCAAUUGCACGCAUUUGCCAGAAUGGCUGGGGUUUCUGUUGAAAUCUUGUUCCAGUUUGCAUGGGGUUUGGUUUUGCGAUGCUACACCGGUAACGACGAUGUCUGUUUUGGAUACUGGCUCUCCCAGACAGACGAUCCAUCUUCCAUCGCCAUUGCACGUUUGAUUCUGAACAACGAUCUAAAUGUUGAUGAACUACUGCAAAAGACAAAGAACAACUUUGAGAAGAGCAAGGAGAACUUUGCCGACCUCACUGUCGUCAAGCAACGGCUUGGUUUUGACGAUGCGAAUGUUUUCAACACCCUUCUUACUUACCGCGCCGUUGAUUCUCUACCUCCACGGCGAGCCAGAGAUACAGCUACUUCAAAAGCCUACAACAUUGCUAUUACAGCACAGGUCUCUACAUCUGUCGCAGAGAUCCAUUUCAGCUACUCCACAGAGACUCUUACAUCCGUCCAGGUCACUCAUGUCAUCGAUACUUUCGAUCAAAUUCUCAACGAUAUAAUUUCUGUUGAUCCUCGCAAGCGAAACAUUGGAAGUGUCGACCUUUUGUCCCAGCGAUCCUGCCGCCAAAUCCGUGACUGGAAUGCCACCACACCACUACGCGUUGAAAAGUGCGCCGAUGAACUCAUUCAACAGCAAGCCCUCCUCCACCCUCGCGCCGAAGCUAUCUGCUCGUGGGACAAGGAUUUCACCUAUGGUCAGCUCGACAUCGUGGCUAGCCGACUUGCUCGCUACCUGACUGGCUUCGGUAUCAAGCCGGAAACUUUCGUUGUUCUGUGCUUUGAAAAGUCUGCCUGGGCGAUUGUUGCACAGUUGGCUGUCCUUAAAGCCGGUGGAGCCUUUGUGUCCAUCGAUCCUUCGCACCCCGAUUCGCGUCUUCAAAUGCUGAUUGACGAGAUCGGUGCUGAUUUGGUUCUCUGCUCAACCUCUUUACAGCCAAGAAUGGCUAAGCUUUGCAAAAAGGCUCUCGCUGUGUCCCAGACAAGCAUUUCUCAACUACCGGAAUCACCAUUGGCCUUGCCUGGUGUACGUCCAACUCCUGGAAACGCUGCUUAUGCCAUUUUUACCUCUGGAACUACUGGAAAGCCUAAGGCAACCGUCGUGGAACACAUAGCGCUCAGCACAACCGCUAUCGCCAUGAUGGAUGCACUGCACAUGAACUCCGGAACUCGUGCAUUGCAAUUCUCAAACUACACUUUCGAUGUCAGCGUUCUCGAGAUCAUGAUGACCUUGAUGACCGGUGGUUGUGUCUGUGUCCCCAGUGAAGAGGAGCGCAUGAACAACCUCGGUGGCGCCAUUCGCCGUAUGGAGGCUAAUUACAUGUCUUCUCCUCCUGCCAUUGUCAAUACCCUAGAGCCGAAAACUGUUCCCACCCUCAAGACCAUCAUCACAGGAGGUGAAAAGAUGCCCGCCAACCACAUUGAUCGCUGGAAUGAUCGAUUUGUCAUUAAUGCCUACGGGCCCUCAGAAGCCACCGUUGUUGCGACCGUCGGUGUCAAGAUUGACUGGGAUGGAAACCGUGUUAAUGAUGAUCCUACCUCAAUCGGUGUUGCUGCCAAUUGUCGAGUCUGGAUUGUUGAUCCCAACAACCACAAUCGCCUUCUCCCCGUCGGCGCUGUGGGUGAGAUGUUGCUUGAGGGCAGUAACAUUGCCCGUGAAUACCUCGGAAAUGCUGAAAAGACCAGAGCUGUCUUCGUCGAGGAUCCCGUAUGGAGUCAUCACACUGGUCUCCAUGGAAUCUUUAAGCGCAGUGACCGAAUGUACCGCACUGGUGAUCUUGUCAGGUACAACAGCGAUGGCACCCUCGCGUUCAUUUCCCGCAAGGACACCCAGAUCAAGUUCAACGGACAACGUAUCGAGCUCGAGGAGAUUGAGCACCAGUGCACCCGUUGUCUCCCUGAGGGAUCGCAGGUUGCCGUUGAUGUUGUUGUUCCCCAGGGAAAGACCGUCGCUAAAGGUCUUGCUGCAUUCUUCACCGUCCACGAUGGAGACUCGGAGAAGGGUGGCACCAACGAUCAAUUCGCUCCCACCAUCCCGGGAGCUGACCCUCUUCUCUUGCCAAUUUCUGUCAAUAACAUGGAUGCUGUGCAGAAGCUGAAAAGUUCUCUUCCGGACUAUCUUCCCCAGAGCAUGAUGCCUCGUCUUUUCUUCCCUCUUCGCAACCUUCCCUUUACAUCUUCUGCGAAGAUUGACCGCAGGCGUCUCCGUGCCAUGGUCCAGACUCUGUCUAAGGAGACCUUGAAGUCUUAUAUCACUUUCAAUACUGGCGUGAAGGCCGAAGAAGCUUCGGAUAAUGGCAUUGAAGGAAAACUUAGAGUUCUUUGGGAGAAGACCCUUGAUCUUGAACAGGGAUCCGUUACGAAUGAAGACAGCUUCUUUGCCCUUGGUGGUGAUUCAUUCUCUGCUAUGAAUCUGGUGGGUGCUGCUCAGGCUGAAGGAAUCCCACUGAACGUCGCUACGAUUUUCAAGACACCUGUUCUAAUUGACAUGGCGAAGGUUUGCUCAAGUGCAAAAGAGGUAGCGCCUGUCAAGCACCAACCUCUUGAUCCAUUCUCCCUUUUGCCUUCCGGUGUUGAUCUUGAGCUUCUUCUUGAUGAGAUAAGCGAAGGCUGUUUGGUCUCCAAGGAUUGUGUUGCCGAUGUCUAUCCAUGCAGUGCUGUCCAGGAAGGACUACUGACUAUGUCAAUCAAGCACCACGGUGCAUAUGUUGCACAACCAGCUUUCCGUCUUGCCGACGGUGCUAAUAUUGAUCGCUUCAAGGCUGCCUGGGAGCAGACUGUCGUCGACCUUGACAUUCUCCGAACCCGCAUCAUCCAUACCGAAGCGAUGAACUUUGCCCAAGCUAUCCUCAAAGAGGACCCCAUCUCUUGGGUGCAUGCUGAGUCUUUUAGCCAACUCCCCAAGGACUCAAUUGAGCUUCCAAAGUUCAACGGUGCUCGUUUGACUGGCUACGCCAUAGUCCAGCCCCGGGGUUCAUCUGUAUCGUACUUCGUUUGGUCCGUUCACCACGCCUUGUACGAUGGUUGGAGUAUCCCAUUGAUUUACAGACGUUUUGAAGAGAACUACAAGGCCUCACUGAACAAGGAACCAGCAGCUUCCUAUGGUCUUUUCAUAGAGUACCUUGCCAAGAAAGAUAUGGCAGAGUGUGAUGCAUUCUGGAAGUCAUACUUGUCAGAGAUCUCAACCACUCCUUUCCCGCAAAACAAGAAUGCUGUUCCAGAUGUCAUCCGCGCCGGUAAUACCCAGCAUCAUCAGAUGGAAAUUUCCCGACCGACGAACAGUGUCGACUACACACUUCCCAUUCUCCUGCGUGCUGCUUGGGCCAUAGUUGUCUCUACACAUACUUCAUCUCCUGAUGUAUGCUUUGGAGAGACACUCUCCGGUCGCAAUAUUGACCUCCCUGGCGUUGGCGAUAUCGCUGGUCCUGUCUUGAGUACCGUGCCAACACGCGUCAAAGUCGUCAAAGACAUGUCGAUUCUCCAGUACCUCGACUCAAUUCAUCAAUCCACCACUGAGAUGAUUCCUCAUCUCCACGCAGGUCUACAGCGUAUCCGUCAGAUCGAUUCUGAUACGGCCUCCGGCUGCAACUUCCAGAAUUUACUGGUAAUUCAACCCACCGAGGGUCAAUUAAAUGACAGCAUCUGGAUCGAUGAGAAGCGCGAAACUAGCGAAGACUUCUUUACCCACCCUCUUGUCCUGGAAUGUGGUAUUUCCAAGACUAGCAUUUCUUUCACUGCCCACCACGACGAGCUGGUGGUGAGUGGUUGGCAGACCAAUCGACUAAUUGAACAGUUUGGUCAUGUUUUGAAGCAGCUCAUGUCCAUUCCCAAGGGAAGCAGUGGCAAAGUGUCCGACUUGGAGGUCGCUAGCUCCCAGGACGUAGCUACCAUUGCUGAAUGGAAUCAGCGUGUGCCACUAACAGUUGAGAAGUGUGUUCACGAGUUUAUUCGUGAGAAAUCGAUUGAGAAUCCUGAUGCGCCGGCUGUCUGCGCCUGGGAUGGAGAACUCACUUAUAGAGAAUUCUGGGACUUGGCCUCAUUAUUUGCCAAUUACCUGGUCUCUCGUGGAGUUGGCCCUGAAGUCUUGGUCCCUGUCUGUCUUGACAAGUCUGCCUGGACAAUGGUCACUCUUAUUAGUAUCUUGAUUGCGGGCGGUGCUUACGUUCCCCUCGAUCCUCACCACCCUACUUCCCGGCAUGAGGAGAUUUUGGCUGAUGUUGGAGCUAACAUGAUUCUUUGCACUCCAAACUACACGGCCAAGUACACCAGGGUGGUCAAAACUGUCAUUCCAAUCAGUAAGGAGACACUGAAAGCGUAUGGCUCCAUCAACUCUUCUUCCAAGAGCCGUGAUCAAGUCACUCCAUCCAACAUGGCUUACGCCCUCUUCACAUCUGGCAGCACCGGACGUGCCAAGGGUAUCAUUGUUGAGCACCGAAAUGCUGUUAGCAGUAUUAUGUCUUUCGCCCCUGUUACAUCGUUGACUUCAACAUCCAGAGUAUUCCAAUUUGCAUCCCUCACAUUUGAUGCUGCUAUCCUCGAAACACUGGCAAUCUUGAUGCUUGGUGGUUGUAUCUGUGUUCCAAGUGAAGAUGAGCGCCUCAACGACGUGUCCGGCGCCAUCAGACGUAUGAAUGUGAAUUGGGUCUUCCUGACACCGGCAAUCGCGGGCAUCAUUGAGCCAUCAUCUGUUCCCUCUGUCCGAUAUAUGACCGUGGGCGGAGAACAGGUUAUGCAAGAGGUCGUCAACAAAUGGGUGAAUUGUGUGAAGUUUAUGAACGUUUACGGACCGACAGAAACUUGCGUUUUCGCUACCGUUGAUACCGAGGUGGCAUCUCACCGCGAUCCAGGUCGCAUUGGCCAUGGCAUUCCAAGCACACUGACCUGGAUUGUGGAUCCCGAGAAUCACCACAAACUAGCACCAUUGGGUGCGGUCGGUGAACUCGUUCUUGAGGGAAUGUCUCUAGCAAGAGAGUACAUGAAGAACCCCGAGAAAAAUGCCGAGUGCUUCAUUGAAGAUCCGGCUUGGGGAAAGGCUUUCAAGUCCCACCUGCCGUCUCCCAGGAGAAUUUACAAGACCGGAGAUCUCUGCUACUACAACGCCAAUGGCUCGGUGCAGUACGUCAGUCGCAAAGACCACCAGGUCAAGGUCAAUGGGCAGCGCAUGGAGCUCGGUGAGAUUGAGCAUCGCAUCGCAGCAAACGCCCUCGUCCGCAAUGCUGUUGUCAUCUUACCCAAGACUGGCCCUUUCAAGAAACGCCUGGUUACAGUCAUGUCAAUAAACAGCAUUUCCGCGGACACCAAACUCAUUUCCGACAAGCCCUGCGAGCUACUUGAUGAGGAUGAUUUCAACAUCACAGGUCUCGCUGGCCUGGCCGAAGUCCAAAAAAGCCUCGAGUCUCAGCUUCCGAUCUACAUGGUUCCAGCAUCCUGGGCUUUGAUCAAGAAGCUCCCUAUGCUGGUUUCUGGAAAGCUUGAUCGUAAGAGAAUUACAGCAUGGCUUGAAAGCAUUGAUGACGAAACUUACGACCGCAUCAUGCAAGAUUACGAUUCUAUGAAGCGUGGCCCAACCGAGAAGCCACAAAAGCAGCAGGAGCAUGAUGGCUCACUCAAGAUCAUUCGUGAAAUUUUCUCGCAGGUCUUGAACAUCUCCCUGUCAAAGAUCAACGUGGACCGAUCAUUCGUCAGCUUGGGCGGAGACAGUAUCACCGGCAUGGCAGUUAUCUCACGGGCGCGUAAACAGGGCCUCGUUUUGACUUUGAACGAUAUUCUACAAAGUAGAACAGUCAAGGAGCUGUCACAAUUUGCCACUUCCAAGGCUCCUGCUGUCAUCCACCGCGAGGAGAAGAUUGGAGAGGAAUUUGCUCUCUCUCCUGUGCAGAAGAUGUACAUGCAGUCCUCAACUUCUUUCCAAGGUGCAGCCCGCUUCAACCAGAGCAUGACUGUUCGCAUCUCUCGCAGAGUGGAAGGCGAGGUCUUGCGACGGGCGAUCAAGGCCGUGACCACCCAGCACGCCAUGUUCCGUGCCCGCUUCAGCAAGGGUAUUGAUGGAAAAUGGCAACAAAAGGGAGCUGCAGAGGUUGAUGAGUCCUUCCGGUUCCGUUUGCACUCUGUCAGUGACACGCGUGGUAUGGUUCCUAGAAUUGCCGAGAGCCAGUCCUGCUUGGAUCCCAUGAAUGGUCCCAUCUUUGCAGCUGACCUAUUCAACCUGCGCACGGGUGGCCAGGUACUAUUCUUGGUCGCUCACCAUCUAUGUGUCGACAUGGUUUCUUGGCGCAUCGUUCUCUCUGAUCUUGAGGAGCUGGUCGUCUCUGGCUCUCUCUCAGAUGAGAAGGCACUAUCAUUCCAAAGCUGGUGUGCGAUGCAACUCGAUCGAUCAAAAACCCAUGAUAUUGAUCUUGAGCUGCCCUUUACCCCCGAAGCGUCAAAUCUCGCUUACUGGGGUAUGCAAGACUCCCCCAAUGUUUACGGUGACAUCAAAAUGGAAUCUUUCAGCUUGAGUGAAGAGGCUACAAAGUUCAUCCUGGAAGGUUGUCAUGAAGUUUUCGGAACCGAGACUGUCGAUGUCCUGCUCGCAUCUAUCAUAGACUCGUUUGGGCAGGUUUUCGCUGACCGCAAGAUUCCAACAAUCUACAACGAAGGUCAUGGCCGUGAAUCAUGGGAUGCCAGCAUCGACCUCUCUCGAACUGUCGGCUGGUUUACCACCAUGUCUCCAUUGCAUGUUGAUGGACAGCAAGGAGGUAUCAUUGAUAUGAUCAAACGUGUCAAGGACACUCGUCGAAAGAUAGUUGAUAAUGGUCGGCCCUAUUUUGCAAAGAGCCUGCUUCAAUCUGGGGGUGAUGAUUUCCAAGUCCCAUUGGAAAUUCUCUUUAACUACCUUGGGAAGAUGCAACAGCUUGAGCGGGCAGACUCCCUUUUCCGUCAUCAAGGUAACGUGUUUGACAGCUCCGAUUUCGCCGUCGCGGGCGACAUGGGCCCUGAGACCGUUCGUUUUGCCCUUUUCGAGGUCUCUGCUAUUGUUGUGAAAGAGCGCCUAAACGUUGCGUUCACUUACAACCGCAACAUGAAAAAUGAAGGCCAGAUUCGCCGCUGGAUUCUCCAGUGCAAGCAGACUUUAGAGAAGGACAUGUCAACACUCAAGACUGCUGCACCUGAGCCUACCCUUAGCGACUAUCCUCUACUGCCAAUUGACUACAAAGGGCUGCAGAGCUUGACCAACAAUACUUUCCGCAAGCUUGGUAUUCGCAGCAAGAGCGACGUGGAGGAUAUUUAUCCUUGUUCGCCCAUGCAAGAAGGUCUGCUCCUUAGCCAACUUCGAGACCCCAGUGCCUACAUGUUUCAUACCAUCUUUGAGAUUAAGGAUUCUCGCAUUGGCAAGGUCGACGCUGAAAGGCUCGCCCAGGCAUGGCAGAUGCUUGUUGAACGGCACCCUGUUCUUCGAACCGUGUUCAUUGACAGCAACUAUAGUGGUGGAUCAUUUGAUCAGCUUGUCUUCAAGAAGAUCCCUGAUUAUGUCCUCCGCGUGGAAUGCCCCGAGUGCGAUGUCCACGAAAAGCUUGGUGCCAUCUCCCUUCACAAUAUCAACGCCAUGCGCCCAGCCAAGAUCUCCAACCAGUUCACUGUUUGCAAAACCCCUCCAGGACGGGUGUUCGUCAAGCUUGAAAUCAACCACGCCAUCAUCGAUGGAGGUGGUGUGGAUGUCUUGUUGCGUGACCUGACCUUAGCUUAUGACCGACGGCUUCCUGAAGGCUCCGGACCAUCCUUUAGCGAGUACAUCAAGUUCAUCAGAACUCAAAGCCGAGGUCAGGCCCUAGAUCACUGGAAGAAGUACCUCAGCGGUGUCAAUCCCUGCCAUCUGGCCUCGAAUGCUGGCUACCAGGCCAAGCGUGAACUCAAGGGUAUUCUGAUGAACUUCCAGCGAUAUCCAGAGUUGCUAGUUUUCUGCGAACGGGCCUCCGUCACCCUAUCAAACUUGACUCUUUCAGCCUGGGCCAUCGUCCUAAAGCAAUUCACUGGUUCUGAUGAUGUCUGCUUUGGCUACCUGUCUGCUGGGCGUGAUGCUCCUGUGAACGGAAUUCAAGACAUGGUCGGAAUCUUUAUCAACAUGCUUUGUUGUCGCGUGAAGUUCUCGCCAUCAAACACAUUGGAUCAUGUCUCGAAGCGUGUCAACGCCGACUACAUCAGCAGUAUUCCCCACCAAAGCUGCUCGCUGGCGAGCAUUCAGCAUGAACUUGGUUGGCAGGGCCAGUCCCUUUUCAACACUACCUUGUCAAUCCAGAACCACACUGUUGCUGGGGGUACCAAGGACAGUGGAUUGACCUUUGAUUUGCAACAUGCUCACGAUCCUAGUGAGUACGCUGUCACCGUCAAUGUGGAUAUUUCUCGAGGAAGUGAAGGUAUUAUGCUGCGUUACUGGAGUGAUGUCGUCUCUGAUGAGCAAGCCCAGUCCUUGGUGGACACUAUUGCCAAGGUGUUCACUGGCUUUAUUGAGGCCCCCACUGCCACUGUUUCCUCAUUGAACCUCCAUGGUAGUGUUGCAGAUGAGCUGGCUUCGGAGUCGAUCUACUCCCAGUCCACUGCGAACGAAAAGGUGAAGGCUGUGAUUGAUCCGUUGGAUGGAGUUGCUAUUCAGAAGAUUAUCGAUAACCGUGUUCAUGAGAUUAUUGGGCAGAUGUUGAGGGAGGGCAAGUUGAUGGUUCCACAAAUCCAGACCUCUAGCCUUUCUGGCUAUGGUCACACUGAUGAUGGAAUCGAUUCGCCUUACCCAAUGGAAGGAAAUUUGGGAGCCGACGAUUCGGGUGUUUGUUCAGCAACAUCGCGAUGCAGUGAGGAGGGUAUGUCGGCCGAUGUGGAGAGGAGACUUUGGAACCUUUGGAGUACUGCUCUGGGUCUAUCGCCAAAUGUCGUGAGACAUCAGGAGAGCUUCUUCAAGCUUGGAGGAGAUAGCAUCAUUGCCAUGAAGAUGGUCAGUGCUGCUCGUGAAGAAGGGUUUGUGCUUACUGUUGCGGAUGUGUUCAACAAUCCUGUUUUCGAGGAUAUGCUCACCACUGUCCGCGCUGCCAAUGUUACGCAGCAGAUUCUGAACGCUGAUCUCCAGUCCGCUCAUAAGGAGAUUCAGUCAUUCCCGGGCAGCAAACCAACCACCCUGGCAGCGACUCCGUCUUCCGAAAGCAUCACUGUAUUACGUCCUGCCAAGGCCAUGGAUGAUGAUUCAGUGCAACGGGGUAUUUGCCCCAAGAUCGGCGUUUUCAAGGGCGGCAUCGCCGAUGUCCUCCCUGUUACAGACUUCCAGGCAAUGUCCCUGACUGCGACUCUUUUCAAGUCCCGGUGGAUGUUGAACUACUUCUUCCUGGAAGGCAACGGUCCCGUGGAUCUCCGGCGUCUUCGUGAGAGCUGUCUCAAGGUCGUCGAUGCAUUCGAUAUCUUGCGCACUGUAUUUGUGUGCUUCCAUGAUCAAUUCUUCCAGGUCGUACUGCGCAAGAUUCGCCCAAGUAUCUUUGUUUACGAUACCGAUCGUGGCCUGGAUGAGUUUACUAUGACUCUUCAGCAGCGUGACAGAGAGUAUGGCCCACGCGAGGGUGAACAAUAUGUUCAGUUCUACGUCGUCAAGAAGAAAGGAAGCGACCAGCACCGCAUUAUGAUCCGCCUUUCUCAUACCCAGUAUGAUGGAGUGUGCAUCCCGAAGAUAAUGUCUGCUCUCAAGUAUGGUUAUGAAGGCAGUCCUUUGCCACCGGUUACUCCCUAUGCCAGCUACCUUCGCCAACUGCCCGGGACGAUUGGCCCGGAUCAUUACAACCACUGGUCCAAUCUCUUGAAGGGGUCGAUGAUGACACAAGUUGUCCAACGCAAGGGUACAACCAUGUUCCAAAAUGUUGGAGCCUUCACUGAGAUCCGCAAGACAAUCGAGAUUCCUCCAACUGCUCUUGGAAAUGUGACCAUCGCGACACUCAUGCAAGCUUCUUGGGCCUUAACUCUCGCCAAAUUGUCUUCCCAGUCUGACGUCGUUUUCGGUCUUACUAUCAGCGGCCGUAACGCUACUGUCCCUGGUAUUGAGACAACUGUCGGCCCAUGCGUCAAUGUCAUCCCUGUCCGUGUGAACUUCAACGACAGAUGGACCGGUCUGGAGCUCUUCCGCUACCUCCAAGACCAGCAAGUCUCCAAUAUGCCCUACGAGUCCCUGGGCUUCCGAGAAAUCAUCAAGCACUGCACCGACUGGCCGGCCUGGACUUACUUUACCACGUCUGUCUUCCACCAGAAUCUCGAUUAUGAGGGAUCGCUCGAGCUCGACAACACCAAGUACCGCAUGGGCGGUGCAGGCGUCAACGACAACUUUGCGGAUUUGACAAUGGUCUCCCGCCCAGCAGACGAUCGCAACUUAAACAUUACUCUCGGUUACUCCGAGAAGGGGCCUAUCCUUCCUGAUUUCGCAGAUAAGGUCCUUGAAAUGGUUUGCGAGACCGCACAGUCUUUGAUCGCAAACCCAUCAACCGCCCUCCCAUCCCCCAACAUGCUGCGCUCCCUACCACCUCAAGUCGUCGACGACCUGCCCCGCACAACAGACGAGCAUUUCCUCAGUGCACACCUUAAGUCGCGCUCCAUCGCCGAGCUCCUGGUUCACUCGGACAUCCUUUCUCGCUCGUGGCACCAGGUUCUGCCUCCCCGCACCUCAACCACCACCAUCGACUCAGACGCAAAUGACAAGCCCGCGAAUCAAACAGCAUUCCAGCUUGACUCGUCUUUCUUCGAUCUGGGUGGUGACAUCUUCAACAUGGCCCAGCUGACUUGGUUGCUUGAACAAGAGGGCCUUAAGGUCCGCCUUGAGGAUCUGCUUGAGCACCCAUCUUUCUUGGGCCAGAUGGCUGUUCUGGCGCUUCAUAAUGCUAAGCACCAAGAGGAACUACCGGCCGAUUUCGCUACUGGCGCCGUGUCGCCUGAUCCGGCUGUGAGAACUCGGGUUGAGAAGAAGAAGACCUGGGAGAAGGCCAUGACUCUUGCUAGGAAAUUGACCCGCCGCAACAGCAGUAUGGUGCCUAGUCGUGCUUGA
Messenger RNA from Penicillium odoratum, 18147 nucleotides. RefSeq lists its product as uncharacterized. Gene Ontology annotation, molecular function: catalytic activity; phosphopantetheine binding. The coding region runs from base 1 to 18147 and encodes 6048 amino acids. The record is from RefSeq and is a predicted model, not a curated record. Lineage: Eukaryota; Fungi; Ascomycota; Eurotiomycetes; Eurotiales; Aspergillaceae. The transcript has 8 exons.